AUGUGUCAAGGACCAAUGCACGAGUUCCUCCAGGCUCUGCCCAAGUGCGAGCAUCAUAUGCAUCUCGAGGGCUCUCUCGAACCAUCCUUACUCUUCGACCUCGCGUCCCGGAACGGCAUCUCGCUCCCUUCGCCCACAGAGGACCCGUCGUUCCAGUCCAUCGACACGCUCCUGGCCCGCUACCGCCGCUUCACCUCGCUCGAUGACUUCCUGCACUACUACUUCAUCGGCAUGUCCGUGCUGAUCACCCCGGCGGACUUUGAAUCCCUGGCGUACGAGUACUUCGGCCGCGCGCACCGCGACGGCGUGGUUCAUGCCGAGGUCUUCUUCGACCCGCAGGCCCACACGUCGAGGGGGGUCGCCUACAACGCCAUCGUGGACGGGUUCACGGCGGCGCAGAAGCGCGCGUCCGCGGACUUUGGAAUCACCUCUGAACUCAUCGUCUGCGUCCUGCGGCACCUGCCCGUCGAGGACGGCGAGAAGAUGUAUCGCGACGCGAUCCCGCACCUGGAGACCGGCGUGAUCAGGGGUCUGGGCCUGUCGUCCACGGAAAAGGGCAACCCGCCGCACCUGUACCGGGACAUCUACGCCGACGCCGAGAGGCGCGGGUUCAACCGCACCGCCCACGCCGGGGAGGAGGCCGGCGUCGACUACAUGGCGUCCGCCGUGCACCAUCUGAACGUGAUGCGCGUGGACCACGGAAUCAAGUUGCCCGAGGACGAGAGCGUCAUGGCGCUGUUUGCCCAACGCAACAUCAUGGUGACCAUGUGCCCGCUCUCCAACGUCGAGCUCCGCUGCGUGUCCAAGGUCGCCGACCUGCCCAUCCGGACCUACCUGGACAACGGCGUCAAAUUCAGCAUCAACAGCGACGACCCAGCUUACUUCGGCGGCUAUAUCCUGGACAACCACUGUGCGGUACAGGAGGCCUUCGGGCUGGACAAGAGGGAGUGGGAAAGGAUCGUGGGCCACGCCAUUGACGGCAGCUGGUGCAGCGAUGAGAGGAAGGGCGAGCUGAGAAGACACCUCGAGGACGUCAUGGUGAGGUAUAAGGACUAG
This is a messenger RNA of Cladophialophora psammophila CBS 110553, 1056 nucleotides long. RefSeq names its product adenosine deaminase. Gene Ontology annotation, cellular component: cytosol; nucleus. Gene Ontology annotation, biological process: hypoxanthine salvage; purine ribonucleoside monophosphate biosynthetic process; adenine catabolic process. Gene Ontology annotation, molecular function: adenine deaminase activity. The transcript has 2 exons. The record is from RefSeq and is a predicted model, not a curated record. Bases 1 to 1056 code for a protein of 351 amino acids. NCBI's taxonomy places the organism in Eukaryota, Fungi, Ascomycota, Eurotiomycetes, Chaetothyriales, Herpotrichiellaceae.